AUGGCGGCGGGAGGCAGCGGCGGGCGCGCGUCGUGCCCGCCGGGGGUCGGCCCGGGCGCGGGGGGCGCCCCGGGGCCCAGCGCCAACGCCGCCGCGCCUGCCCCGGGCAACGCGGCCGCCGCUGCCGCUGCCGCCGCCGCCGCCGCUGCCGCCGCCGCCGCCGCCGCCGCCUCCUCGCCCGGGUCGGCCCCCGCCGCCGCCGCCGCCGCGCCGGGCCCCGGGGCGGACGCGCAGGCCGCGGGCGCCGAGCGCGAGGAGGCGGCGGGGGCGCUGCUGCGCGAGCCCGCGUACAACUGGCAGGCGUCGAAGCCCACGGUGCAGGAGCGCUUCGCCUUCCUCUUCAACAACGAGGUGCUGUGCGACGUGCACUUCCUGGUGGGCAAGGGGCUCGGCGCGCAGCGCGUCCCGGCGCACAGGUUCGUGCUGGCCGUGGGCAGCGCCGUCUUUGACGCCAUGUUCAACGGGGGCAUGGCCACCACGUCCACGGAGAUCGAGCUGCCGGACGUGGAGCCCGCCGCCUUCCUGGCGCUGCUCAAGUUCCUGUACUCGGAUGAGGUGCAGAUCGGGCCCGAGACGGUCAUGACCACGCUGUACACGGCCAAGAAGUACGCGGUGCCGGCGCUGGAGGCCCACUGCGUGGACUUCCUCAAGAAGAACCUGCGGGCCGACAACGCCUUCAUGCUGCUCACGCAGGCCCGCCUGUUCGACGAGCCGCAGCUGGCCAGCCUGUGUCUGGAGAGCAUCGACAAGCACACGGCCGACGCCAUCGCCGCCGAGGGCUUCACGGACAUCGACCUGGACACGCUGGUGGCCGUGCUGGAGCGCGACACGCUGGGCAUCCGCGAGGUGCGGCUGUUCAGCGCCGCGGUGCGCUGGUCCGAGGCCGAGUGCCAGCGGCAGCAGCUGCCCCUGACGCCCGAGAACAAGCGCGCGGUGCUGGGCGCCGCCCUGGGCCUCAUCCGCUUCCCGCUCAUGACCAUCGAGGAGUUCGCGGCAGGCCCCGCGCAGUCGGGCAUCCUGGGCGACCGCGAGGUGGUUAGCCUCUUCCUGCACUUCACCGUGAACCCCAAGCCGCGCGUGGACUUCAUCGACCGGCCGCGCUGCUGCCUACGCGGGAAGGAGUGCAGCGUGAGCCGCUUCCAGCAGGUGGAGAGCCGCUGGGGCUACAGCGGCACCAGCGACCGCAUCAGGUUCUCGGUCAACAAGCGCAUCUUCGUGGUGGGCUUCGGGCUGUACGGCUCCAUCCACGGCCCCACCGACUACCAAGUAAACAUCCAGAUCAUCCACACGGACAGCAACACCGUCCUGGGCCAGAACGACACCGGCUUCAGCUGCGACGGCUCGGCCGGCACCUUCCGCGUCAUGUUCAGGGAGCCGGUGGAGGUGCUGCCCAGCGUCAACUACACGGCCUGCGCCACGCUCAAGGGCCCCGACUCCCACUACGGCACCAAGGGCCUGCGCAAGGUGACCCACGAGUCCCCCAGCACUGGCGCCAAGACCUGCUUCACCUUCUGCUACGCCGCGGGGAACAACAACGGCACCUCGGUGGAGGACGGCCAGAUCCCCGAGGUCAUCUUCUACACCUAGCGGGCCGAGCCCCCCGGAGUCCCCCAGAGUCCCGGGGUCUUCUAUAGCUAGCAGGCCGAGCCCCCCGGAGUCCCCCAGAGUCCCGGGGUCUUCUACAGCUAACGGGCCGAGCCCCCCGGAGCCCCCCAGUCCCCGGGGUCAUCUUCUACAGCUAGCGGGGCCGCGGGGCUCUGGGGUCAUCUUCUACACCUAGCGGGCCCAGAGCCCCGGGGUCUUCUACACCUAGCUCGGGGCCUCGCCGUGGGGGCCGGCCUCGGCGCCCAGAGCCCCCCGCCGUGGCUGCUGUGGCUGUGGGCGUGGCCGCUGUGGCUGUGGGUGUGGCCGCCCAGGCCGGGGGCGGGGCUGAGGCUUUGGCCAAACCCAGGGCGGCACCCACCUGUACAUAGCCUAGCCCCCGCCCCACGACCCCUGCCAUGGGAGGCCGCUCACGCGCCCCCAGAUGAUUUUUUUAAAUAAAGGAAGAAACGCACGUGUCUGGAGCCGCAUCCCUUCCGUCCGCGCUCAGCCCACGGGCGCAGCCCACGGCCCCACGGGAGGUGUGGCCCCGGGGCCACAGCCACACAGAAGCCACCCCCGAAGAGCGCGGGGGUCCGAGCCGGCACGCACCAUCCGCGGGAGACGAGUGGUGGCCAGAAGCCGACACCCCCACCCACGCACACACCCGGGGAGGGGGCACUGGGGUUCCGCCUCUGCCGCCCACGUGGCGCCCUGCUGACGGCCGGGGAGGCGGUGGGCUCCUGGGCUCGGCCCGGCCGCGGAUGGGAGAGCCCAGUGGACCUCUGCCUUCACGUCGCUCUUCAAAUAGACAUUUACACCAUUCACGGGUCCAUCGCAGUCUGUUCUUGAAGAGUUGUUAUUUGAAGGGCAGAGAGAGAGAGAGGUCCUCCAUCCGCUGGGUCACUCCCCAAUCGGCCACAACGGCCAGGGCUGCGCCGACCAGGAGCUGGGAGCUCCAUCCGGGUCCCCCACAAGGGUGCAGGGGCCCAGGGACUUGGGCCAUCGUCCACUGCCACAGCAGAGAGCUGGACCGGAAGAGGGGCAACCACAUGGAUGGCGGCAGUGCAGGCGCCGGCCCCCCAAUCUAUUUUCACAAACUGCAGGUCCUCCUACAUACGGACUUAAACAUGUUUUGUGGCA
Molecule: messenger RNA, 2724 nt
Organism: Lepus europaeus (European hare)
Lineage: Eukaryota; Metazoa; Chordata; Mammalia; Lagomorpha; Leporidae
Gene: BTBD2
Product: BTB domain containing 2
Exons: 9
Coding region: 1-1587 (528 amino acids)
Biological process (GO): neurogenesis
Cellular component (GO): cytosol; P-body
Molecular function (GO): protein binding
Source: RefSeq, a predicted model, not a curated record